Messenger RNA from Cynara cardunculus var. scolymus (artichoke), 921 nucleotides. Its product is annotated as ras-related protein RABA5b-like. The transcript has 2 exons. Lineage: Eukaryota; Viridiplantae; Streptophyta; Magnoliopsida; Asterales; Asteraceae. Gene Ontology annotation, molecular function: GTP binding; GTPase activity. Gene Ontology annotation, cellular component: endosome. The coding region runs from base 78 to 713 and encodes 211 amino acids. The record is from RefSeq and is a predicted model, not a curated record.
ACGCGUACCGUAUUUCCUUUAAAAAGUUCCCACGUUGUGAUGUGAGGCCAUUAUCAUUACUUUCUCUCUCUAGAAAAAUGGAGGAGGGAGAAGCAGGGGAGGAAUAUCUCUUCAAGAUAGUGGUGAUCGGAGAUUCCGCCGUCGGCAAAUCUAACCUCUUGUCUCGUUUCGCUAGAGACGAGUUCGAUUUGCACUCCAAGGCCACCAUUGGUGUCGAGUUUCAAACUCAGGUGGUGGAAAUCGACGGCAAGGAGGUCAAAGCUCAAGUUUGGGAUACUGCCGGUCAAGAGCGCUUCCGUGCCGUCACCUCCGCCUACUACCGCGGUGCCGUCGGUGCACUCAUUGUGUACGACAUUAGUCGCCGUACUACUUUUGAAAGUAUUAAACGGUGGCUCGGUGAGCUCAAUACUCAUUGCGAUACUGCAAUGGCAACAAUGUUGGUAGGGAACAAGAGUGAUUUGGAGAAUAUUAGGGACGUGAGCGUUGAAGAGGGCAAAAGUCUUGCAGAAGAGGAAGGACUUUUCUUCAUCGAGACAUCUGCACUUGAUUCCACGAACGUUACAACGGCUUUUGAGAUCGUCAUUCGUGCUAUUUACGACAACGUUAGAAGAAAGGUCCUAAACUCGGAUUCCUACAAGUCGGAAGUGUCUUUAAAUCGUGUUAGCCUAGUUAAGGAUGGGAACACGAAACAAAACUAUUGUUGUUCCAAAUGACUUGUCUGGUUUGGAUAAACAAUCAUUCGUUUCAGUACUACUCUUAUUUAAACACGCUUAACCAUGGACCAUAUUGGCUGCCAUUUGGUUCAUUAGUAGCACGCUCUUAGCCAUGGACCCAAUCCGGUACAUUAGUGCUAGCAUGUUGACUUUCUCUAAUUGGGAAGCUUUUCAUCUCUUUGUUCGAUAGUUACUCUUUGGAAUUCUA